Trichoderma reesei QM6a is the source of this 1587-nucleotide messenger RNA. RefSeq lists its product as uncharacterized. Lineage: Eukaryota; Fungi; Ascomycota; Sordariomycetes; Hypocreales; Hypocreaceae. Bases 1 to 1587 code for a protein of 528 amino acids. The record is from RefSeq and is a predicted model, not a curated record. The transcript is spliced from 5 exons.
AUGGACUACAUGCUGGAUGCAGGUUCUUUACUUGUCCUUGCUGGAUUCGGAAGUUGUCAUGGCGGUCGACAUGCGAUUGACUUUUGGAGACUCCUAGGUCUUCCGAGCUUCCGAGUAAAAGGGGGGAGAACUAUUCAACCACAUGAAUCACGUUUUGCUACUUUUUGUUAUGACUAUCCGUCAGCUGCCUUUGUUCGUAUAUUUGUCUAUCCCUACAUUCUCCUCCCCCCUCCUCCAGGCAGCCCUAUCAUGGCACCAACCACUUUCAAUAAUCUCUACCCAGAGAUUGUCCUGAGCAUCAUGGAGAACCUGCCCGAUAUAGAGUCGCUGAAAUCCCUAAUUCUUGUGAACAAGAGGAUGCACAGCAUCUUCACCACUCACAGAAAAGGCGUCGUGCUUCACUCUGUCCUGGAACACGAACUGGGCGAAGACCUCUUCGUCCACGCCCUCGUCACCUGCCACGUCGAAAAGGUGCCCAUCAUGCUGCCCGCCUUCCCCGAUCUGACCGCCACCAGCAUCCGUGCCCAAGUGAACCAUUUGCGCAAGGUCCGAGACGACGCCGCGGCGUUACAAGAGGCUCUCCCCUCGCCGUCCUUUCACCCCCGGGACACGGCCAUGCGGAUCACUCUGCGAGAAGCAGACAGGAUGUCGCACCUGUGGAAGAAGAUCUCGGAGCUGACGGACGUCUUCGUGGAGGACUGCCGCCUAGGAGAAAGCCUCGAGUUCUACCCGAUGCAGGACUCUCUCCGGCGCCGGUCGGUGUCGGUUACCGAAAAGAAGAGGGUAGGGCACGCGCUGUAUCUGUUCCACAUCCUGAGCAUCUUCUGCAAGAAGCUGUACCUGGACGUUGAGCGGACGCGGCAGGGCGAGAUUGACGCCGACAGGCUCACGGAUAGCCUGGAGAAGCUCAAGUUCUUGCAGUUGACGCUCGUGCUCCGGUUCAUGGCGCCAUGGGAGCUGUACGAGCUUGUGUCGCUGCAGGCGUGGGCGCGGAGGGCGCUGCAUGAUUUAGGGGCUGGAUCGCCUGCACCGGUGCAUAUGUGGGAGCGCGGGAGACGACCAAGUGCUGCGCGCUUCUGUGCUCGCGCUGAAGAGGGAGGCCAGCAAGCACAAGGCCCAUGGCUUCGGCAUGAUUCUCUCACGAGGGGAAAGGUGCAGCUGGGCGCGCAAGCCGCGGGAGUUCGAAAAGUACCGGCCCUUUUGGGGCCACGGAUCCAGGGACAGAGGAGGGUAUCGGAUCUGGCGCAGCCUGGAGACGCCGCGGUGGAACCACGCGGUGCUGGACCCGUCGGUGCCGGUUGCGUACGAGCUCCUGGGCAUCACGCAGGGCAUGCUGGACGUUUGGUCGGCGGCGCUGUGGGAUCCGGAGCGGUGGAGCGAGAUGCGGCGGACGAUGAGGGACAGCAUGGUGCCGGAUCCGUGGGGGAAGAUUUCGUGCCAUUGGGACUCGUACAUGGUUGGGUGGAGGAGCGCGCUGGAGCCGGGGAUGCUGCGUGGGGUGAAGAGGGAGGCGAGGCUGAGGGUGUUGUUGCGGUGGGUGAGGGGGGUGUUGAGGCUGAAAAGGGGGGGAUCCUGAGGCAAUGCUGA